Messenger RNA from Drosophila innubila, 926 nucleotides. RefSeq names its product butyrophilin subfamily 1 member A1. NCBI's taxonomy places the organism in Eukaryota, Metazoa, Arthropoda, Insecta, Diptera, Drosophilidae. Bases 109 to 894 code for a protein of 261 amino acids. The transcript is spliced from 4 exons. The record is from RefSeq and is a predicted model, not a curated record.
CUUGACCAUGCCCAGCGAACGGUUCGGCUGCAUCAUUUUCCAUUUAAAGCAGUGAAAUUUUCUGUACUUUCUGUGUUAUUCCCUUAAAUAGUCAAAAACCAAGUUAAAAUGCAAUUUCUGCUAGUGUUUAUUAUUUUAACAUCGGUUGCUUAUAACGAUGUUGGAUGUCAGGCUGACAGGGCGGCUGGAGAAACGAAGUUUCUGGUACUCGAAGAUGAUAAUACAGAACCCACAGUUCUUGAUUGUGACUUUCACUUGAAUGAUACUGAAUCAUUUCUUACUGUUAAAUGGUUUCGCAAUGAUAAAGCUAUUUAUCAGUGGAUUCGGGGUUCGCAACCUGCUCCAAUUCCUGAAUUUAAAAAUGAUGUGGACAGCUCUUAUGAGGCUUCAAAGGACCCAAAUAAACAGUACAGCUCACUGGCUCUUAUUAAUCCCUCAAUAAGUUCUACGGGAGACUAUAAAUGUGUUGUACAAUCGAAAACGGAUUCGGACACUAUACACAAAACUGUACAAGUAAUUGAUACUAGAAAUAAUACUUUGAAACUGGCUCGUUAUCAAAUUCAAAAUGAGACUCAAUUAGAAUGCACUAUUUCCAACGUAUUCCCGAAGCCAACAUUAACUAUUAUAUCCGAAGAUGACGAAAUUGUGAAAGUUGAGACACCUGAUCCUUAUGAAAACGAGGAUGGAUACUUCAAUGCAUCUACUAAAGCUGUAGUCCAGGAUAACGAUGAGGAUAUCGACUCCUACAAAUGUGUGGUCACUUUUGAUGGCUACUCACAGAAUUUAACCACUGAAAUAACCUCUUCAUCAUGUAGAGGAUUCGUCGAUUUUCGAAUAGUGUUACUAAAUUCUUUUGUGUUAUGCUUGCUUGCAAACCUGAAUUUGUUUAUUUAAAUAAAAGUUGUUGAGUUUUAUUGUUGCAGAAA